CGUCUCACUUGUACGCGUGUCGCUAAUAUUGGUGCUAUCAAACUAGCGUGACGCGUUAGUGGGCCGGUAUCCUCCUAGAUUCUCACCCUGUGUGUGCAACACGGAAGUUCGUCAAGUUGUUCGCUUGGAUCAAGAAGAAAUUCGUUGAACAGAAACCACAUCUGCCGUGAUGCAGUACGUUUUCGAAGUCGCUGUGUUGAUGAGUUCAGUCGUGGCCAUCUACUCUUGCAGCAACUGCUUCGACGUUCAUCCGUGCGAAUACUGUCCAUCAUUGCCCACGAACUCUACUAAAUUGGCGAGACCAAAUAGAUCAGUCGAGUUGAAAUGUUGUUAUAAUUAUACAAACCGGAAGUUGUAUGACUGCGAAGCAACAUGCAGAUCGACUUCACUCGAUUGUUUGAAUUGUUCUUCAAGGGGCAAGCAUGUUGUUGUGAGAAGUUCAGAGUCAAGGAGAUUUGAGAUGCCUUUGAGAAAGAUCAGGCAAUUGUCAAACUUCAAUCAAUUUUUUAUGAGCAGCUGCACGACGUUUACUCUUUGCUGUGUGCCACUUGGCAACAGCUCAUAUGCUUACAGCAAUUGGAAGUCUGAGAAAAAAUUGAAUGUUGAUUGGUCGAAUAGGUUAAAACGUCAGGUUUCACAGAAAUCAAGACAUAAAGUUGCAUCUCAAGUUCAAGAAAAGAAUCAGACAUCUGAUGCAGCAGCAGCUGACAAUGGCAAUUCAUUACAAUUACCUUUGCUGUAUACAGUCAUCGCUGUUCUUCUCUGUGUACUCAUUAUUGUGGCAUUGUUGUGUUGUCGCCCACGCACAACUUGUUCCUCAUAUGAACUUUUGCCCCAGACAGAUGACAAUGCACAAGCCAAGUGUGCUUGUUUUGGCAGUUGGGUUGAUGGAGGUCUAAGGAGGUCCUCUGCUCGAGCUGCUAUAGAAAGCAGUGAUUCGUUUGUACUACGUAGUCCACCUAAUAGCAAUUUGUACGAACACAUGUGCUGCUCUUUGUAUUGCAAACGUGUGGGACAGAAUUUAUCUUUGUACUCAUUGAUCUUUAGACAGUCUGCAUUCACACAAGAGCAUAUCGCAGGUUUUGGUGUCAGCAAUGAACUGCAGUUUUUGGCUAGCCAACGAGAUUUUGUUUUCGAUUGUAAGGCAAGUCAAACUAUCAUUGUGAAGAUGAAGGGCACUUGUGGAAACCGGAAUGAAAAAAUACGGCGCAGAGCUAAGAUCAAUGCACAUGAGCUAACUGCGUCAGGAUACAGUCAACGUCAGUUUGUUAUUCCUAUCAACAAACUUUCCUCGACAAACUUGGAUUGCUCCGUAAAAUUCUUUGAAGAUGGUUAUAAGGAUAGGGCAGUCACGUUGCUUGCUUCUCUUCCACUAUCGAGAUCCAAUGAAGAUGACAGCAGAAAGGUCUUCAUAACCGACUGUAACAACGCUAUGAUUAGUUUGGGAUCGAUGACAAUCACAAAUUCACACGAAUAUCAUACAGUGGAAACGGUUGGAGCAUCAUCACAAGAUACAUCUGAUCCAUGCAGCUCUACGUCUCAUGACACUCUUUGACGGUAACCAUGUACCGGACAAGGUUUGGGACUGCCACCCGGCCCUUUAGUAUAUAGUGCAAGUAUUGAUAGUCACGAAUACGUGUAUGUAUUCCACUAACUGUAAACGUGCAUUAUUGUGUAUUCUAUUUAGUGGUAUGUACCUAUGUAUAUAUGUAUGUAGUAUGUUGGUGGUACAGAGUGAAUAUCACGAUGAAGAGACCCAUUA
Molecule: messenger RNA, 1762 nt
Organism: Corticium candelabrum
Lineage: Eukaryota; Metazoa; Porifera; Homoscleromorpha; Homosclerophorida; Plakinidae
Exons: 12
Coding region: 170-1555 (461 amino acids)
Source: RefSeq, a predicted model, not a curated record